Syngnathus typhle (broad-nosed pipefish) is the source of this 3741-nucleotide messenger RNA. RefSeq names its product FKBP prolyl isomerase family member 15b (gene fkbp15b). Gene Ontology annotation, molecular function: peptidyl-prolyl cis-trans isomerase activity. The record is from RefSeq and is a predicted model, not a curated record. Gene Ontology annotation, cellular component: growth cone. The transcript has 26 exons. The coding region runs from base 347 to 3427 and encodes 1026 amino acids. Lineage: Eukaryota; Metazoa; Chordata; Actinopteri; Syngnathiformes; Syngnathidae.
ACGUCACGUCUGGCCGCACGUUGUUACUACAUUUUAGAAAGACGGUUGGCAGGCCGGGUCUUUUCAGAGGUUCCACCUCAAUUCGCCUCCGCGGACCGCAUAAACGGAGGCGAAUUUGGAUUGGCUAAUCCGAAAUUAGACCCCGCGUGCGGACAUGUCGCAACGGAAUUGACGUUAUGCGGCCUUUAGAGAACCCAGCCCGGGAAUUUGGAUACAGCCAAUCAGAAGUGAAUCGGGUGCAAAGUCAGCUGACAACACACUCACAACCAGGAAGAAUGGUCAGAAGUUACAUCUAAAAACUGGUUGUUACAGCACGUCUUAUAAAACGAAUGUAUUAACUAUUAAAAUGUUCGGUGGAGACGACGAAGAUGGAGAUUUCUUGUCACCAGCAGACGGAGCCAAGUUGGCUUCUCUGUUUGGGCCGGAUGAAGAAACCAGUCCAAGGAACGAGUCAUUUUAUUAUACAGCCCCAAAACAGCCGAGGAAAAGUUCAAAUCCAGUAUCAGUCAUCCAGACAGCAGCACUGUCUCCUGGUACCCUGGAAGUGUUGUUUGCUGCUGCAGUUCAAGCCUUUCAAUACAUAAAUGGACAAUACGUGAAGCAGGGAAAGCUGGGGGCAGCCAUUCUGGGAAACCACACAAGUAAAGAGUACAAGCUGCUUCUGUACGUUAGCCAGCAGAAACAAAUUACUUCUGCCAAGAUCCACGUUGACUUCAUUUUCACGGUACAGCCCAACAAUUAUUGCACAUUUUAUGAUGACCAAAGACAAACUUGGUCCCUAAUGUUCGAAUCUGCAAAAUCAUCAUUUGACUUCUGUAAAGAGGUGUGUUUGGCAAAGGUAAACAGCUGCAAUGUUUUAGAUGUGGUACUGACUCAAGACCUCAGUCUCGGGGAAGGCCAUGCAGUUCAAUACGGAGACUCCUUGGAGGUGGCCUACAGAGGCUGGCUCUUGCAAAACCAUACUAUUGGACAGAUGUUCGACUCCAAUCAAAAUAAAGACAAGUUGUUACGGCUGAAGAUUGGAGCAGGAAAAGUAAUUCAAGGAUGGGAGAAAGGGGUGCUCGGGAUGAAGAAGGCUGGCUGUCGUCUAAUUGUUGUCCCUCCGAGCCUUGCUUGUUCACAAGGCGUCCCUGAUUGUGUCCCAGCCAACAGCACUCUAAUUUUUGAAGCAGCAAUAAGACGGGUGAAAGUCUCCAAGGACUGUGGCUCAGAUCAAACCAGUGCUAGUUCAAGAGAUUCUGGUACGCUCUCCCCUACUCUUAGUGUUGAUAAUCUGAUAUUAGAGCCACCGGUACAAACAGCUGCCUUGGACUCAGGCAAACUAGGGGAGACACCUCUGCGUGCAAAGUCAGAUUCCCUGAGUGAACAGCUCACUACUACUGAUGCCACGAAGGCCAAGCUGAUCUCACGAAUGGCAAAGAUGGGCCAGCCCAUGUUACCCUUUCUAACAUGUCAGCCUGAAUCGAGCGACUCUGAAUUGGAGGAUACCACUGUUAGAGCCAAGAAUCUGCCUGUUGCAUCAUCUCCUGUGCAGAUCUCUUCUGCUGCCCCAGUUCAAGCACAUGCGCUUCCACAUCCCUAUCCUGUUUUUCCGACGAAUGUGCUUCCCAACCUUACCAAUGUUGCUACACAGCCUGGUUUGCUAGGUAGCACACACACUUUUCAGUUCUACUCCAACACACAGACUUCUGUUCCUACAAAUCAGCUCCAGUCUUUGAGCCAAAUUUAUCCUUCACGUGUCCCUUACAUUGGCUCCAGUGACGUGACUUCCUUCUUGAUGAUUGAGACUCGACAGCAAAAUACAGAGAUCCGGUUAGCUGUCGGAAAAGUAGCGGAAAAGGUUGAUCAACUUGUAUCAAAGAUAGAUGACCUUCAAAGGCAGGGAACUGUCUCAUUGGGCCUGUCUGGUAUAUCGAUGGAGUCCUCAAUGAUCAUACAAAAUGUCCAAAGAAUCAUACAGGAAAAUGAAUGUUUAAAGAAAGAAUUAUUCGAGAAAGGCUCUCGUAUUGAGGAGCAAAACCCCAAGAUAAGUGAAGUAUUCAACCAAAGCCAAAGGUAUAUGGACAAUAGCAACACGCAUUUGGAAAAGAGAAAUGACUCCCUCAAGUCUUCAGGUGAACAGAAGCAAGUUAAACUACUGCAGGCUGAACAAGACAAGAUUCAAUUAAAGGAAAAACUGGCAUCAGCCACAGCUAAUCUUUCUCAAAUGCAACUAGAGGGUUUGACACAUCAACAGAAGAUUUCAGAGCUGCAAACUAAACUGAGCACAAGUCGGCUUGACUGUGAACGCCACUCUAAACACAUCAGUGAUCUGGAAUCACAACUCGAAGAGCUGAGGGAAAUAUCAGAAAGAUCCCAGUCUCAGUACCGUGAAGAAAUGCAAAGACGCAAGGAGCUAGAGCUCAAGCUCAAAAACAUGGAGGGGGAAGUUAAUGACCUGAAGACAAAUCAAGAAGGCCUAAAACAAGGGUCACACAGUGCCACUGUUAAGGAGGUACUCGAGAGAAGAGUGGCUGAACUUGAGAUGAAAUUGACUGAGCAAGAAAGUUUAGCAGAUACAGCAACAGAGGUGAAACGUGUGAUGAAUGGUGUAUUUCAUUCUCUACGAGGAGAGUUUGACCUCAGUGAAUCAUACAGUGGACAUACUGUACUUGCUGUGCUUAUAAAAACCAUCAAGAACGUGACUUUGCAGCUCCUCCAUGACAAAGACUCACCGACAACAAUUAAAACGGAAGAGUUGGCAGAUCAAGAAGAGGACACAGGUAAAGAUGAUUUGAAACAAGAAGACAAGAAAAUAUGUAACACAUUCCUUGGAAAUGAAGAAAGUGGUGUCAGCAAACCCAAAAGGGAGGCAGUUUGUGAGACAAAGGAUGACCAUCACCACAGAGGUGAGGACCAAAUGUCAGAUGGAGCUGAAGUACAGGCACCAUUAUCCGUUUUAAAGGAACAGUUUGACUUAGAAGCAUUGGAGACCACACACAUGCCAACGUUAGGAUCUCAAAAGCAGCAGGCGCAGGCAGUAAAUGACACCAGUGAGGCUUCAAAUCCAGAGGCUGGACCUCAUGAGACUGUCCUAACUGAGGUCGAACAGGAGCAGGAUGCUGAGUUGAAUGAAGUGUCUGAGACACGCAUGGAAAAUACAGAAACCUCAGGAGAAAUGGAUGCCUACUCUCAGAAAUCUUUUGAACCCCCAGUUAAGCCGCCUCCACCACCAAAUGAAGUUCUCCUCAGUCAGGCUAAAGAAAAAAGUGUGACUGGAAAAUUGCCAAUGGAAAACGGAGAGAUCAUUUUCCAGGUCCGAGCCAAUGACAAAUCCACUUCGCAUCCAGUUUUAGAAGAGGAGGAGGUGAGUUUAAAGGGAUGCCCACCACCAGCUCCGCUGUUUGGUGAUAAUAAUGACGACGAUGACCCUGACUGGCUAAGUUAAAAUGCAAUGAAAAUUCAAGCUAAGUAGAUCAGAGACCAUGCCUGCCUCAUCUAAUGAAUUUGAAAAAAUGACCAAAUCAGAUUCUGAUCUUGAUUUCUUAUAUGAAAUCUGUUUAAGAUAAUGUGGACAUAAAAAGCUUGCAAACCCCAGUUCAAAAGCCUAAUUUCUGUUUUAAAAAAAAUUGAGACAAAGUGUAGGAUCUCAAAACUGUUCCACAAUUAAUGUGACUUAACAUAUGCAACCCCACCUCUUCCAAUCUUGAAGUGAUGGAGAAAAAAUAAACAUGAACUAAUGUGUUUACACAAGUGUGAAAA